AUGAGUGGUUUGUUUGUCCUUGGAUCUACCGGUUUGGUAGGUGGAUUCGUCGUCCAAGCUGGUCUUAAAUCCACCCAUUGGAGCAAAAUAACCACCCUUACAAGACGGAAACCCCAAUUUGCCAAUGAGGAAAAGAUAGAUGCCAUUGUUGACACCGAAACUGAUAAAUGGCCGAGCAUCGUUGGAGAUGUUCAACCAACCCCAUACGCCUUCAUUUCUGCAUUUGGUACCACUAAAGCAGCUGCUGGAUCAGAAGAAAACUUCAAAAAGAUUGAUUAUGGAACCAAUUUAGAUGCAGCUAGAGCAGCCAAAGAAGCGGGAGUCAAGACAUGUAUUUUGGUGUCGGCAUUUGGAGCCAGUACUAAAUCACCAUUUUUCUAUUUCAGAACUAAAGGACAAUUGGAGGAGGCUAUCAUUGCAUUGGACUUUGACUAUACAAUUAUUUUGAGACCAGGUAUGUUGGUUGGUAAAAGGAAUGGCAAAUCAGAUUGGGCUCAUAAGUUGGCUAGAUUUACUCAAAACCCAGUGUUUUCACCUUUAUUUAGAUCAAUUCAUGCUAGUGAUGUGGGUAAGAUUGCCAUCUUUUUUGCUGAUCGUGCCAAGAAGGGCGAUUUGAUGGAGAGGGUAAAGAUUGUCGAUGGCGGUGAAUUGUUGGAUUUGGUGGCAAGUGAGAAGCUCAAGUAG
Lodderomyces orthopsilosis Co 90-125 is the source of this 684-nucleotide messenger RNA. RefSeq lists its product as uncharacterized. The transcript has a single exon. The record is from RefSeq and is a predicted model, not a curated record. Lineage: Eukaryota; Fungi; Ascomycota; Pichiomycetes; Serinales; Debaryomycetaceae. The coding region runs from base 1 to 684 and encodes 227 amino acids. Gene Ontology annotation, biological process: import into nucleus. Gene Ontology annotation, cellular component: cytoplasm.